Tupaia belangeri chinensis (Chinese tree shrew) is the source of this 2551-nucleotide messenger RNA. It is a transcript of the gene OMA1, whose product is annotated as OMA1 zinc metallopeptidase. Lineage: Eukaryota; Metazoa; Chordata; Mammalia; Scandentia; Tupaiidae. Gene Ontology annotation, cellular component: mitochondrial inner membrane. The record is from RefSeq and is a predicted model, not a curated record. The coding region runs from base 40 to 1617 and encodes 525 amino acids. The transcript is spliced from 9 exons. Gene Ontology annotation, biological process: protein quality control for misfolded or incompletely synthesized proteins; mitochondrial protein processing. Gene Ontology annotation, molecular function: metalloendopeptidase activity.
CCGCCCUCGGCUUCGCUCUGGUAAUCAACCAAAAGAAAGAUGCACUUACUCUGUGGACUGCAUUCUGCUGUUAGAAACUGUGUUUCCUUCCGUUUUAAUUCACUGGCCAGCUGGAGAAGAUACAGCGCACUAGCAGUAGCCUCACUCGGAUGUCAUCGAGUACAAGUUAACCACGUGGUAAACAGGUGUCAGGGCCUGGGAGCAAAUCAGUGCAGUAGGUUGACUCUUCUGCCUGGAAACUCUCAUUUCUAUAGGACUUGGAAUAAUAAAAGACCAAGAUACCUCCCAAGUACUAAAAGCCAGGAGAAUGGGGUGAUUACCAGCAAACGUACCACGUGGACUGACUCUUUUUCAAGACAGCUACUGAAAAAAGGAGGUCCCGUCUUCCUUGCUCUUUCAGCGUUGCGUCCCCUACACUGUUUUCCUGCGAGAGCUCUCAGGAGUUUCCACACUUCUUCACGGCUGCAAGCUGCUCCACUUCCUCUCUUGUGGAUCAUUCUUAAACCAGUGCAGAAACUGCUUGCUAUCAUUGUAGGCAGGGGCAUAAGGAAAUGGUGGCAGGCACUUCCUCCUAACAAGAAGGAACUAUUGAAAGAAAGUGCGAAGAGGAACAAGUGGAAGUUACUCCUUGGUUUGUGUAGUUUUGGAUUGCUGUUUGCUGUGUUUUAUUUUACUCACCUGGAAGUGAGUCCAGUUACAGGAAGGAGCAAACUGCUAUUAUUAGACAAAGAGCACUUUAGACUUUUAUCAGAACUGGAAUGUGAAAUGUGGAUGGAAGAAUUUCAAAAUGAUAUGCUAACAGAGGAAGAUCCACUAUACCUGGCUGUUAAAAAAGUGGUUUAUCAUUUGAUUGAAAGUAAUAAAGAUAUUCCAGGGAUAUCUGAGACCAAUUGGGUUGUUCACGUGGUCGAUUCCCCAGUUGUCAAUGCCUUUGUGUUACCGAAUGGACAAAUAUUUAUUUUCAGUGGUCUACUGAAGAGUGUAACUGAUACCCAUCAGCUGUCUUUCCUUCUGGGUCAUGAGAUAGCACAUGCAGUGCUUGGGCAUGCUGCAGAAAAGGCUAGCUUGGUUCAUUUAUUGGAUUUCCUGGGUAUGAUUUUUCUCACAAUGAUUUGGGCCAUUUGUCCUCGAGAUAGUUUGGCAAUUUUGGGCCAGUGGAUACAAUCUAAAUUGCAGGAGUUUAUGUUUCAUAGACCAUACAAUAGAACAUUGGAAGCCGAAGCUGACAAAAUCGGACUACAGCUUGCUGCAAAGGCCUGUAUGGACGUAAGAGCCAGUUCAGUGUUUUGGCAGCAGAUGGAGUUUGUGGAGAGCCUUCAGGGCCAUCCCAAGUUGCCAGAAUGGUUAUCUACACACCCUUCUCAUGGAAAUCGAGCUGAGUGUUUGGAUAGACUUAUGCCCCAGGCUCUCAAAAUUAGAGAGAGAUGUAAUUGCCCACCUCUUCCUGGACCAGACCCUCGAUUACUGUUCAAACUCAACAUGAAGCAUUUUCUUGAAGAAUCAGAGAAAGAAGACCCAAAUACCACUGCUAAGAAACAGAAAACAGAUGUUCUUCUCAUUCAAAAACAGGAGCAAAUACCGUUAACAUACAUAGUUGAUAAAAGAACUGGCAGUUGAUUAAAAUUUAUGAGACACAAGAUAUACGAAGACUGCAGCAAUUCUUAUCAUUUUUAUGUUUUUUUUAAAUGAUGUUUGAAAUGAAAAAAAUGUAUAUUCAGGGUCAAAUCAUGUAUAUUACAGAUAUUAUCUAAAUUCUUCUAGGUAUUUUUCAUGAAAUACUGAUGCAUUUUAAUCUUUUUAAAUAUCUUCAAUGAGGAAAAUGUCACAGAAUAAAUUUUCAUUACGUAUUUUACUACGUUUGUACUUGCUUUUGAUUUGAAGGCUGGCCCUUAGUGGAUGAGAAACUAGAACAUGCUGUAAUUGUUAUGGAGAGAGUUCUAGCAGAGCCUAACCUGGAUUUACAUUUACUGGAUGGUUCUUAUGACAUAGGAAACCAAGAGUCUGAAGGUAUCUGCGGAAAAUGAUUUGUAUUGGGAUGGAAUUUCAUGGAAGAGAGGACCUAGAUAGAGAAUUUUCUGGUUUUUACCUGUGGAUGACAAAGGCAAACACUACAGGCAAAAGCUGAAGAGGCUAUUUUCAUAGGGAGGCACAAGAAUUGCUAGUAUUGAUCCAUAUCAAAGCAUGAAACAGCCUGGGUAGAGAGGGUCACUUUCAUACAGAUGCAGUGUGUUUUUGGUGCUCCGAAGUCUUGAUGGAAAGUCAUGUCAAUUUGGCUCAUUGACAGUAUUAAAGUUGGAGAAUCUCUGCUAUUUUCAUAGAAGACAACCUCUCUGUUCUCACUGAGGGUCCAGCCAGGAGAAACGGCAACAUUUUGCCCCCAAGUUUCCCCCAUUCCCUGGGGAGCAGACAUCAACAAAGGGGCCAGAAGAAGAAGAGACAAGAAGCAUAAGACACAUCCCCAGUGAUACCCAGAAAUGACUGUAUCAUAUAAAUGUGGAAAUAAGUUUUAAAGUACAAGUUAUUUAUAUAUUAAAAUAAUGUUUUAUUUGUA